Messenger RNA from Helianthus annuus (common sunflower), 1600 nucleotides. Its product is annotated as aspartic proteinase Asp1. NCBI's taxonomy places the organism in Eukaryota, Viridiplantae, Streptophyta, Magnoliopsida, Asterales, Asteraceae. The transcript has 8 exons. The record is from RefSeq and is a predicted model, not a curated record. The coding region runs from base 89 to 1348 and encodes 419 amino acids. Gene Ontology annotation, molecular function: aspartic-type endopeptidase activity. Gene Ontology annotation, biological process: proteolysis.
GCUUUCUUUACAAAAACUCUAAAAAAAAUAGUAUUAGCUAAUUACUGAUACACCCCUCUAAUUCCUCUCAAUCCAGCCAACACACACGAUGAAGAGAGGGGCAAUCAUGGUAUUGGGUUUUCUGUUCUUGUUGUUCAAUGUAUCACCGUCGUCAGCCUCCGAUGAUCGCCGUCAAAAAUGGUGGAAAUGGCCGUCGUCUGCCGGAAAUUCAAUCUGCUCGUCCGUCGUACUUCCACUAUACGGCAAUGUUUAUCCUCAAGGGUUUUAUUAUGCUCAGAUAAACAUAGGACAUCCUCCGAGGCCGUAUUUUGUGGAUCCAGAUACGGGUAGUGAUCUGACGUGGCUCCAGUGUGACGCGCCAUGUGUACAUUGCACUCAGGCCCCGCAUCCUUAUUACAGACCGAACAAUGACCUGGUUCCAUGUAAAGAUCCCCUCUGUGCAUCAUUGCACGCUGGAGACCACAGAUGUGAUGACCCGGGUCAAUGUGAUUAUGAGGUCGAGUAUGCCGAUGGUGGUUCAUCUCUCGGUGUCCUUAUCAAUGAUGUCUCGCUUGUCAAUCUUACUACCGGAGUUCGAAUCACUCCUCGUCUCACCAUAGGGUGUGGAUAUGAUCAGAUCCCUGGUCCAUCUUACCAACCUCUGGAUGGGGUACUUGGGCUCGGCAAGGGUAAAACCGGAAUUGUUUCACAACUUCACAGUCAAGGUCUAAUCCGGAACGUUGUUGGUCAUUGUUUUAGCAGUCGUGGAGGCGGGUUUCUCUUCUUUGGAGACGAUAUAUAUGAUCCUUCACGUGUUGUAUCAACUCCUAUGUCACGAGAUUAUAGAAAACACUACUCACCUGGGUAUGGAGAAGUCAUUUAUGGUGGAAAACCAACUGGGCUUAAGAAUCUACUUGUAAUAUUUGACAGUGGAAGUUCAUUUACAUACCUAAGUUCUCAGGCUUAUGAAGGCUUACUUUAUUUGGUAACGAAAGAAUUGAGUGGGAAACCUGUGAAAGAGGCAGUAGAUGACAAAACGCUACCGUUUUGCUGGAAAGGAAGAAGACCAUUUAGAGGCAUAAGGGAUGUAAGCAAGUACUUCAAGCCUUUGGCAUUGAGGUUUUCUAGCGGCUGGAGAUCUAAAACUCAGUUUGAAAUCCCACUUGAAGGAUAUCUUCUAAUCUCGUCGAGAGGGAAUGUAUGCUUGGGAAUUCUCAACGGAACUGAGGUCGGACUUCAGAAUUUCAACAUAAUCGGAGAUAUAUCGAUGCAAGAUAAAAUGGUGAUAUACGACAACGAAAAACAGACCAUCGGAUGGACACCGGCAAACUGUGACCGACCACCGAGGCCCGACGCAAUGAGCAUUUGAUUAAUAACUCGAUCAUCCCACAAUUAACAUUUAAAGAUGUAAACUUUCAAUACAAACUUCAGCCUAAUUGUACUUUAAAGUUAAAAUUAAACCGAGAGUAGAACACGCCCAUUUUGGUUGACGAGAAGCAGCUCAAUGACAUGAAGAUGCAGUAGGACAAGUAAUGUUUAUGCUGUUUGAGACCAAGAAACCAAAAAUCAUAAAUUGUAAGAACCGAGAGAUGAAAAUAACAAACAACAUAUGUUUAAACCA